Insectozyma verbasci is the source of this 393-nucleotide messenger RNA. NCBI's taxonomy places the organism in Eukaryota, Fungi, Ascomycota, Pichiomycetes, Serinales, Debaryomycetaceae. The record is from the annotation of a GenBank genome assembly.
AUGGCAGCUACAGCUCAACACGCAUCUAGAUUUACUAGGUUUUUAAAUUCAGAAACUGGUCCAAAAACGGUUCAUUUUUGGGCACCAGUGUUUAAAUGGGCCUUGGUCAUUGCUGGUAUUAAUGAUUUACAAAGACCGAUAGAGAAAUUAAGUGGUACUCAACAAAUUGCUUUAUUUGCUACUGGAGCUAUAUGGACUAGAUGGGCAGGUUUUGUUAUAAAACCAAGAAAUAUGCUUUUAGCUUCAGUCAAUUUCUUUUUAGGUGCUGUUGCUGGCUAUCAAAUUACUCGUAUUGUCAAUUAUAGAAGAAAUUUAGGAGACUCACCAAUGCAAGUUUUCAAAUACUUAUUAAAUGGUGAUCCAAAUGCUCCAACUGAAGUUAAAGCAAAUUAA